AUGCCGUCUUGUACUUUGUUUGUGGAAUCGCGUCAAGACAAAACGCCAUUGGAGAUCUUUGUCAGUGCAAAUCAAGCCAGAGCAGAACAGCAGCAAGCACCAGGUAUUGUCAUUGCGCACCCCUAUGGGCCAUUGGGUGGAAAUAUGAACAACAAUGUUGUCAUUGCACUGCAGCGAUACUUUAGAUCGAAAGGAUAUGUCACCAUUUGCAUGAAUUUUCGAGGAUGCGGUAAAUCCAAAGGUAGAACCAGCUGGACUGCCAUGGCCGAAAGAGAGGAUUAUAUGUCGGUUGUCGAUUACGCUUUAGAUGACGGUGCAUUGCAAGAAUAUCCACGCAUCAACAGACUUAUCUUAUGCGGGUAUUCCUUUGGCGCCAUGAUUGCGAAUACCAUUGAUUGUGCCAGUGUGCCUUGUGCUUAUCUACUGAUCAGUAUACCAUUGGGCGUCAUGUGGGCUCUUGCAACCACAAAAGCUGCCUAUUUCAAAAAGCCGCCUCAUGCUAAAACACUGUGUAUCUAUGGCGACCAUGAUCAAUUCACGAGAUCGAGUAGGGUCAAAGACUGGUGCCAUGACGCUGUGUGCAUUCCGGAUGCAGAUCAUUUUUGGUUCAACUUUGAAUCAUUGCUAAUAGAGCAAGUGGAUCAAUGGGCACACACGCUGCAAUAG
Mucor velutinosus is the source of this 666-nucleotide messenger RNA. RefSeq lists its product as uncharacterized. The record is from RefSeq and is a predicted model, not a curated record. The transcript has 3 exons. The coding region runs from base 1 to 666 and encodes 221 amino acids. Gene Ontology annotation, molecular function: hydrolase activity. Lineage: Eukaryota; Fungi; Mucoromycota; Mucoromycetes; Mucorales; Mucoraceae.